Molecule: messenger RNA, 2381 nt
Organism: Gavialis gangeticus (Gharial)
Lineage: Eukaryota; Metazoa; Chordata; Crocodylia; Gavialidae
Gene: NTAN1
Product: N-terminal asparagine amidase
Exons: 10
Coding region: 5-937 (310 amino acids)
Biological process (GO): ubiquitin-dependent protein catabolic process
Cellular component (GO): nucleus
Molecular function (GO): protein-N-terminal asparagine amidohydrolase activity
Source: RefSeq, a predicted model, not a curated record
CGAGAUGCCGUUGCUGGUGCGGGGGCAGCGCGUGGAGCUGGGGCGGCCCGCGGGGGAUCUGCUCCGAGCCCACCCGCACCUGGUGGAGAAGGCAAAAGUUCUCACAAGCCAGCCUGUUCAGACGGUGGGACCCAAAGGCCUUCUGUACAUCCAGCAGAGAGAGUUUGCAGUGACCACCCCUGAAGAUGGCUCCGUUUCCAUUCUUGGAUCGGACGAUGCGACGACCUGCCACUUGGUGGUGCUCAGGCAUACGGGCAGCGGGGCUACCUGCUUGACACACUUUGAUGGAUCAGACACAGAAGCUGAGGUGUUACUGAUCAUGAGUGCAGUAAAGUCUUUUUCUAGCAACGCAGAAUGUGGAAGGCUGGAAGUGCACCUAGUUGGAGGUUUCAAUGAUGAUAGGCAUUUAUCACAAAAACUUACUAAUCAGCUUCUUAGAGCUUUUGACCUCCAGCAAGAUGAUGUCCAUUUAGUGACUUACUGCGUGACAGAAUUAAAUGACAGGGAGGAGAAGGACAAUCAUUUCCCAAUUGUGUAUGGAAUUGCUGUGAACGUUAAAACAGGAGAGAUCUUCCAUGCAACUUUUCCAGAUAAGGGACCAGAUGAGGAUUUACGUUCAGCCCAUACCUUAACAGGAGCACAGAUGAUUAAUAUUUAUGAUGCAGAGACAAAGCAACUCCAUAUUGGACCUUACUUCUGGAUGCCUUUCCCACAUGUGGAUUUUUGGCUGGAGCAGGAUGAUGAACAGAUCUUACAGAACCUUUCCACGUCUCCUCUGGCUGAGCCACCCCACUUUGUUUCCCACAUUAGAUCUACAUUAACGUUUUUAAAGGAUCACCCGUUUCCACAGUACUCCCUGUUUCCUGACAGAAAACCACGCACCUAUAAAAAAAAUGAAGAAGGGUUAUGGGUACAGGUUUGUUCUGACAAGAUUUAACAGGCAAAUCCAGAAAGAGACCAGGAAGGUGUGGCCUUGCCAACAGAAGAGUGACCAUUUUGCAAGGAGUAUGUUUCUGGACUGAUGCCAAUUCUAUCUUCUACUGUCCCUCAACUCUGAUGCUUUUCAAAACAAAGUAUUUUGGCAGAAGUGCAUUUGUUUGCACUGUUACUUGCAAAAGGGAGCAGUUGCUUUUGAAGUUAAGAGUUUUUCUGCCCUGAUGGAGCUUUUUCUCCAGUUCUUUCUUUUGGUGCCAACAGGUGUACGUAGAGGCCUCUUGAAAUCUACCUUGCAAUAUUCAAUUCAAGACAAUCAGACCUGUAAAAAUGAUUCAGAUAUUUCCAAAUACUUGUGAGAGCCUAAAAAGCCUUUUUGUUUUGUAAAAGGGAAAAUAUUCCAUACUACACUUCUCCUGAAGUAACAAUCUGUUAACCAGUGCUGCUGUCCCAUUCUGUUAUAAGUUAGUCAUCCACAGUUUAGAUAAGUAUUGACCACUAGUGGUAGGGCCAUUGCCAGGCUAGUUCCUCACUUGUUGUUGACCCUAAAGUUGAAGCAUUGAAGUGUAACCAUUGUUUCUACAGCUUAUUUUUGCAUUUUAACAAAAAAAGAGACAGACUGACAGAGAUGUACUUAGUCCCGUAUUCUUUAUAAUUAGGUAUAGUAGUAAAAUAGUUUUAUAUGUAGCGGGAGUUUAACAGCCAUUCCUGGAAAUACCUCGUUACAAAAAGCUUAACCUACAUGAACAUAAUAAUCUUUAUGGUAUCUUGAUCAAAUUCUGAGUACUGGUUACAGGUGUACAUCCUUAAAGUCUUGGCAAUUGUUCUGUAACCAUAGCAUUAUUUGUUAAGCAGAUGUAUUUUGCUGGCUGUGACAACAAUAUUUGAAUAAGAUCUGUAUCUCUUAAUUUAUAUCGCUUUACAGCUGCCUUUGUCCUAUGAAGUUUUUAGUUUGGUGUGUUUUUAAUAAAGGUGUAGUUUAACCAGUUUUGGGGUCUGUUUUUUGGUAGGAAAGAUGGCAUUAACUGAGUCAGAGUGUGUGUGCAUAUACCAUCGUGCCAACCUGUAGAGUUGACACAAACAAAAAGUAUCCUAAAACCAUCAAUUGAAAAAAGGACUAUAAACACUUGAUGAUAAGAAAAAGCAUGUUCACCAAAUUUUCUAGUGCAAUCUACUGUAUGUGGGCUGGUAAGUUUCCAUAAAAGCUUUGAAAAGUUUGGAGGUAGAGUUUAGAUAGUUUGUACAUAGCACUUUCCUACCAAGACCGUAAGACCCCAAACUGCAAGAGGGUCUAACCUUCAUGAGUUUGAUAGAAAAGUAUGCUGAAGUAUUAAAGUGCCAAAAAGGGGCUGUGUGUAAACCUUACAACUCACCAGCAAUCUGAGAACCAAGUGUCAAUAGCUUGAGAAUUAUAAUAAAACAGCAGUAAUUGAAUUAUGUUCUCUGAA